Molecule: messenger RNA, 1743 nt
Organism: Aspergillus niger
Lineage: Eukaryota; Fungi; Ascomycota; Eurotiomycetes; Eurotiales; Aspergillaceae
Exons: 3
Coding region: 1-1743 (580 amino acids)
Biological process (GO): regulation of transcription by RNA polymerase II; DNA-templated transcription
Cellular component (GO): chromatin
Molecular function (GO): RNA polymerase II cis-regulatory region sequence-specific DNA binding; zinc ion binding; DNA-binding transcription factor activity, RNA polymerase II-specific
Source: RefSeq, a predicted model, not a curated record
AUGCCUUUUCAGCCUCCUCCGGUAGCAGCUAAACCCGGGAGGAAGAAGCAGUCCUGUGACGAAUGCUUCUUUGCGAAGACAGCCUGCGACAGAGCAUCACCAUGCUCUCGUUGCCAAUCCCUUGGGAAACAAUGUUCCUUUGGGGCCCAGACCCCUUCUACGGAGAACAUUCCCUCAAUGUCCCCAUCGCCAUCACCAUCUGUCUCGCAAAUUCCGCAAAGAAGAAGCGACCCAUUCUUCUUCCUAGCACACUUCACUGAUCCCUCCAUCAAGCAAGACAGACUUGCAAUCGCAGAGACAGCAAAAUGCUCCACUAGAAGGCAUCUUGACCCAAUUUACUUCCAGCAGGAAGAACCACUCUUGCCUCACGACUCUUUAUCGGCUUACAUGCCAGGCUUUUCAGUUGCUGAUCUGUUUCUUCAGCCUCUGUCUACCCCGAUUGGACAACUCUCUAUGGAGUUUAUUCCUGAAAGCACAUUUGCUUCAAGACUCUCCAAUAGACUCAGCGAGAUGAUGAUGAUUCUGGUCGAUACUUCGAAUUCUAUGGGCCUGGCGAACGCGGGCCCACAAAACCAACUCGACAUGGCCGAGCUAAACUCACUAUUCACGACCUGCAAUCUUUCUGUGUUUAUCUCGGCUUUCUUCCAGUCUCUUCAUUGGCAUCUUCCAAUUGUACAUUUUCCGACAUUCGAUCCUGCAAAAGUCUCAAACCCUCUCCUCCUUGCAAUAUUCUUGGCUGGAGCAACAUAUGCUACCUCGCAAGAUGGCCCGGUAUUCGCAAGUAGAAUACUUGACGUAGCUGAGGAGUACAUAUUCCGUCAGUUGGCUAAUUUAUCAUCAACACCCUUUCCGAGCAGCGCUCCCUAUCUCCUACCGUCAUUGGAAGUCAUUCAGGGAGCUUUAAUAAUCGAGAUGCUUCAGUUUGGACAGGGCGAAACGGGCACAAGGCGACGAAUUCGUAUAAUUAGACAUCCAUGUGUCAUCUCUACGGUACGAUCGUUGGGGAUUCUCCAGUCUAAGAGAAGUUUGACUCCGGAUAUGUGUAACGAUGAGACAUGGAGAGCAUUGAUAGCCGAGGAAGUCUGUAUAAGGAUCGCCUGUUGGGCCUUCCUUGCGGACGGAUUCCUCACAGUUUGUUUCAAUAAUCAUCCUGCACUGUCGAUAUUCGAGAUGGACUGUCAAUUCCCCUGGAGUUCCGCUUUAUUUGAAGCUGAAAAUGCAUCGUCUUUUAACGAGAUGGCUGCUUCUUAUACGAUGGGGCGCCCGCUACCUUCAUUAAGGGAGUUCAUUACGCGCCUGCUUGAUGAAAAUGCUACGGAUGACCUGAUUCAAUGGAGUCGCUCACUAGUUGGCGAACAUCUGUUGAUUCUGAUCUAUGGUUUGUGUAACCGUCCACGGUCUACAAGCGAUACCAUCGACCUAACUAUGUCUCUAGCAAUGCACUCUCUCGCUUUCCAGGCUAGGACCGGCUUGUUCGGGUGGAUAUCCACGAACUCGAUAAAACGGGCCGCCGAAAAUUGGCGAAGCAUUUGGGACUCCGUCUCCAGCAUCGUUGGUAAGGAAGGAAUACACCACUUGGGCUAUCCUAAGCAUGCUGAAGAGCUCUGGUGGCUAUUAACUGCUACGCUUGACCGCGCCAGUGGCCGGAACGUAAACCUUCGAUACCUGGAUAACGCCGCAACCGAUGACCUGGAAAGUUUAAAUAAUUUCAUCCGGGAUAUCAAAGGCCCCAACAGGACAUAG